This is a messenger RNA of Meloidogyne enterolobii, 307 nucleotides long. Lineage: Eukaryota; Metazoa; Nematoda; Chromadorea; Rhabditida; Meloidogynidae. The record is from the annotation of a GenBank genome assembly.
AAACAAUUAAAUAGGCUAGCCUCAGGUGCUUUAGCUGGCAUUGUAGCCAAAACAAUAACGUAUCCAUUAGACUUGGUCAGACAUAGGCUACAGAUAAAUGAACGAAUUAGGCCUGGAGCCUUCGGUCAAACGACUGCUUACGGCGGAAUCCACCAUUCGCGGAAUUGUUAAACACGAAGGGGUUACAAGUUUAUAUAAAGGUAUUUGGCCUGCUUUGCUCAAAGAAUCAACACAGACGGCGCUCUCAUUCUUUUUCUAUGAACUUGCUUGUGACAUUCUCUCAGGGGCAUUAUUUAAUUCAAAAUAG